AUACAGCCGCCAUUGUUCUUUCCUCCCUCCCAUUGUUAAGCCCACACAAAUCUCAUUCCUUCCUCUCACGUUUUACAUUACAAUCUUCUCUUUUCCCCCAUUUUCAUAUCAGCACCCCCCUCUCUCAGGCUCUUGUCACCUCAUUUGUGCUGAGCAGAGUAGAUAAGAUAUAGGGAAGAAAAGGUUCUUCUUCUUCUUCUUUGUCUUCUUGGGCUUUGAGUGAUUGUUUUUCUGCGAAUUGGAAGGCCUAUAUUAUUCCUGUUGUUGCUGUUGAUAAAAACGAUAAGGCACGAUGAAGUACGUGUUGGUGACCGGUGGAGUGGUUAGCGGCCUUGGCAAAGGAGUGACUGCAAGUAGCAUUGGCCUCAUUCUCAAGGCCUGUGGGCUUCGCGUUACUGCCAUUAAGAUUGGUCUCUUUUUUUUUUCUUCCUCUACCUCUCCUUCAAAUACUAUGUAUAUGUCCUCCCCAUUCCUGGUCUAUUUUUAUUUUUUGUUUUAUGUUUUGUUUUUAAUAUUUUAUUUCAUUCCAUUCCUCUUUCCUCGAUUGAAAUCCAAAGGAUGCGGCAGAUCUCCAUGUUAAACUUCUCAGAUGUUUGACUAUUGCCGUGAUCUUUGCCUUCUACCCUUUGUGCAGAACAAUUUUUUUUUAUCUUUUUUCUUUCCACGCAAAUGCAAAAGAUGAGUUCUGUUGUGUCACGUUUCUUUCUUCUUUAUAAAGAACUUAGUUGCAGCAGGUACUUUUGUUUUGCUCUGGUUCUGUUUUGUUUUUCCUAAAAAUAUAUGUAUGAUUGAAAUUCUUGAGAAGGAUUCUCUUCCCUGGGUUGAGUGUCUCAUUAUAUCAGAUGCUUGUCUUUGUAGAUUGUCCACGUUUGUGUGCAUCUGAAAUUUUGCUCUCCAUUUAUUCCCUUUUCAGAUUUCUAUAAUCCCUACUUAAAUACUGAUGCGGGAACAAUGUCCCCUUUUGAGCAUGGAGAGGUGUUUGUCUUGGAUGAUGGUGGAGAGGUGGACUUGGAUCUGGGAAACUAUGAGCGGUUCCUAGACAUAAAGUUGACGCAUGAUAAUAAUAUCACCACCGGAAAGAUUUACCAGUCCGUCAUUGAUAAAGAGCGAAAGGGAGAGUAUCUGGGGAAAACAGUUCAGGUUGUUCCACACAUCACAGAUGCCAUUCAAGAAUGGAUUGAACGUGUAGCAGUCAUACCAGUUGAUGGUCAAGAAGGUCCUGCUGAUGUUUGUGUCAUAGAAUUGGGUGGUACCAUAGGGGAUAUUGAAUCAAUGCCAUUUAUUGAGGCUCUUGGACAGUUCUCUUACAGAGUAGGUGCUGGAAAUUUCUGCUUGAUACAUGUCAGCCUUGUGCCGGUUCUGAAUGUUGUUGGUGAGCAGAAAACAAAGCCCACCCAGCACAGUGUUAGGGGACUUAGAAGCCUGGGACUGACACCAAAUAUUUUAGCUUGCCGCAGCACAAUGGCGCUUGAUGAACAUGUGAAGGACAAACUAUCCCGAUUUUGCCAAGUUCCGUUGGAGAACAUCAUCACUCUCUACGAUGUUUCCAAUAUAUGGCGUGUUCCUCUGCUUUUACAAGACCAGAAGGCUCAUGAAGCAAUCUUGACAGUGCUGAACCUUUUCGGUGUUGGUCUGGAACCUGCUUUGGGGGAAUGGACAUCUAGGGCCGAACUUUGUGACAUGUUACAUGAGCCAGUCAGAAUUGCUAUGGUUGGAAAAUAUACAGGCCUCUCAGAUUCUUACCUCUCGGUACUGAAGGCUCUUCUGCAUGCUUCUGUUGCUUGCCGCCGGAAACUCUCUGUAGAUUGGGUUCCAGCGAGUGACCUUGAAGAUGCAACUGCAAAGGAGAAUCCUGAUGCUCAUAAGAUUGCUUGGAACUUGUUGAAGGGUGCAGAUGCGGUGCUUGUUCCUGGAGGGUUUGGUGACAGAGGAGUGGAAGGGAAAAUCAUUGCUGCAAAGUAUGCCCGUGAAAACAGAAUUCCAUUCCUCGGAAUAUGUUUAGGAAUGCAAAUUGCUGUCAUUGAAUAUGCACGAUCCAUUCUUGGACUUCAAGAUGCAAACAGUGCUGAGUUUGAUCCCAAUACUAGGAAUCCCUGUGUUGUUUUCAUGCCAGAGGGUUCAAAGACCCAUAUGGGAGGCACCAUGCGUCUUGGAUCAAGGAGGACAUAUUUUCAGGUCACUGACUGCAAGUCUGCAAAACUUUAUGGCAAUAGGAGCUUUAUUGAUGAGAGACAUCGGCACAGAUAUGAGGUGAAUCCUGACAUGGUGGCACAACUUGAAAAUGCUGGUCUCUCUUUCACUGGUAAAGAUGAAAGUGGUCGGCGCAUGGAGAUUGUUGAGCUCCCCCAUCAUCCAUACUUUGUUGGUGUUCAAUUCCAUCCUGAAUUUAAAUCAAGACCGGGAAAACCUUCUGCUCUUUUCUUAGGGUUUAUAGCAGCAGCAUGUGGACAAUUGGAUGCCCUCUUAAAGAAAUGUGUGGCGAAGGCAAGUUGUAUGAGCAAUGGUAAUGGAACAGUAAAACCAUACCGAUAUGGAAAUGCAAAUAAUCAUGCUAAUAAGACAUUAGAUGGGAUCUAUAUCAAUGGGAAUGGUCUGCAUGCUUGA
Messenger RNA from Ilex paraguariensis (yerba mate), 2604 nucleotides. NCBI's taxonomy places the organism in Eukaryota, Viridiplantae, Streptophyta, Magnoliopsida, Aquifoliales, Aquifoliaceae. The record is from the annotation of a GenBank genome assembly.